AUGGAUAAACUGACCAUCAUCUCAGGAUGUCUCUUUCUGGCCGCCGAUAUCUUCGCCAUCGCCAGCAUCGCCAACCCGGACUGGAUCAAUACCGGGGAGUCCGCAGGAGCACUCACUGUGGGCCUUGUGCGACAGUGUCAAACAAUCCAUGGACGAGACCGGAUGUGCAUCCCUCCCCGGCUCCCCCCAGAGUGGGUCACCACACUGUUUUUUAUCAUCAUGGGAAUCAUUUCAUUGACUGUCACAUGUGGUUUGCUGGUAGCUUCCCACUGGCGAAGAGAAGCUACAAAAUAUGCUCGAUGGAUAGCAUUCACUGGAAUGAUCCUUUUCUGUAUGGCUGCCCUAAUAUUUCCAAUAGGAUUUUACAUCAAUGAAGUCGGAGGUCAACCUUAUAAAUUACCCAACAACACAGUAGUUGGGUCAUCAUAUGUACUUUUUGUCUUAUCAAUUUUCUUUACAAUAGUAGGACUUCUAUUUGCUGGCAAAGUUUGUUUACCAGGCUGAUGAAUGUCUAAAUGCUUGACUCUCUUUUUAUUUGUUAUUUUAUUUUUUUAUUUUUGGAGGGUGGGGUGAAUAAAGGCAAGGUGUCUGAGCAGUCCUCUCAUACGAAGACGCUUAGAUGAAGCUGAUGUUGAAAGAAAAAUGCUUUGAUUUGUUCUCACUAUGCACUUUGGAUUUAAAAAAAAAAAAAAGGAGAGCC
Molecule: messenger RNA, 700 nt
Organism: Trichechus manatus latirostris (Florida manatee)
Lineage: Eukaryota; Metazoa; Chordata; Mammalia; Sirenia; Trichechidae
Gene: MOSMO
Product: modulator of smoothened
Exons: 3
Coding region: 1-504 (167 amino acids)
Biological process (GO): negative regulation of smoothened signaling pathway
Cellular component (GO): Golgi apparatus; ciliary membrane
Source: RefSeq, a predicted model, not a curated record